AUGCCAGAUAAAUGGACUGUGCUCUUUGUGAUACUUUUCAUUGCCACUCACACCGCCUCGUUGCCUUCUCAAGUCCCACGUAUUCGAGCGCAGAAUCGCUCGCAACAGCUGCUGGACAAUAUUGGACUACGGGUUGAUUCCGUUAAUCCACUGGGACCGAUUAGAAAUGGUGUGCCAGUCUAUACAGACUUUGAUCGGUAUCUGCGUCAUAUGUUUCUCAUAUAUCGUGAAACCGCGCUAAACUUGGCUCUAAAUCAAAAUGAGACUCUCUACAGGCUCAACAGGCAUCAGGGCAAACUGCAAGUACCGGUUGCCAGUCAUGUUCCAUUUCCCUGCUCGCUGAAUCAUACACGAUCCCGCACUCCACCCACCUCUGUGGAACGUCUGCGACCUGGCGAUAUAGACAUCGUGGCUGCUCUUGGAGACUCCAUUUCGGCUGGCAAUGCCAUUAUGUCGAGCAGUGUGCUCGACAUGUUUGACGAGUUUCGGGGCUUUAGCUUUUCUGGCGGGGGCUUGGGCACGUGGCGCACAGUCUUAACUCUGCCCAACAUACUAAAGGUCUUCAAUCCGAAUCUUUAUGGCUAUGCCACGGGUCACAGUCUGGUCGUAAAUCACGAGACUUCGCACCUCAACAUCGCCGAGCCAAUGCUAAUGUCGCACGAUCUGCUGUAUCAGGUACGUGUGCUCGUCGAUCUGAUGCGACGCGAUCCACACGUGGAUAUGAAACGGCAUUGGAAGCUGAUCACCGUGUUCGUGGGCAACAAUGAUAUCUGCUCCGACAUGUGUCACUGGGACGAUCAGGAAGAAGUGCUCGAUCGACACGCUCGAGAUCUUCGUGAAGCUUUUCGCCUGCUACGCGAUAACGUGCCUCGACUUUUGAUCAACUUGGUGGCAGUGCGCAAUAUUUUGACUAUGAUGGGUGGGCUGAAAGAUGUGCCCCUGCAAUGCUUUUUGAUGCAACGCAUAUGUUGCAAUUGCCUGAUAAACGAUCGUCUGACAGCAUCCGAGGCGAAGCAGCGGCACUACAUGAUUCAGCGCUGGCAACAGGUGGAUCUGCAGGUGGCACGAUUGCCGGAGUUUCAGCGCGAGGACUUUGCUAUCAUUGGCCAUCCCAUGAUAACGAAUCUCUCGCCGCCCGAGCAGCCGAAUGGCAAUGCGGAUUUGCGCUAUUUCUCACACGACUGCUUCCACUUUAGUCAGCGUGCACACGCAAGUGUUACGAGUUUGCUGUGGAAGGGCAUGUUCCUGCCGGAUGAGCAGAAGCCACGUCCAAGCAACCUGCCAGAGCCUUUCGAAAGGUUCUUCUGUCCCACAAAGGAGCAGCCCUACUUUGUGGUGCGACCCAGCUGAGAGACGGACAGAA
Molecule: messenger RNA, 1363 nt
Organism: Drosophila navojoa
Lineage: Eukaryota; Metazoa; Arthropoda; Insecta; Diptera; Drosophilidae
Product: phospholipase B1, membrane-associated
Biological process (GO): phospholipid metabolic process
Molecular function (GO): glycerophospholipase activity
Source: RefSeq, a predicted model, not a curated record